GGCGAAUGCCGGUGCGCUGUGCCCCUCGGACACAGUGGAUCACGGAAAGAGCCGAAGAUGUCAGCUCGGUCAUGUAAUCAGCUGUGCCAAUCACAGCUGAUCACAUAAGUGCCAACUGUCAGUUUCCAUCAGUGCCAGCAGUCAGUGCUCAUCAGUGCCAUGUGCCAGUGCCCAUCAGUGCCACAUCAAUGCCACAUAUCAGUCCAUCUGAGCUGCCUUUCAAUGUCACCCAUCAGUGCCAGUCAAUGCCACCCAUCAGUGCAACCUACCAGUGCCUCCUCAUCAGUGCCACCUAUCAGUGUCCAUCAGUGCAGCCUAUCAGUGCCCAUCACUGCAUCCUCAUUAGCGCACAUCAGU
Messenger RNA from Staurois parvus, 357 nucleotides. NCBI's taxonomy places the organism in Eukaryota, Metazoa, Chordata, Amphibia, Anura, Ranidae. The record is from the annotation of a GenBank genome assembly.